GCGGGCAGGGCUGGAGCCAUCGUUCUGCGCUUCCGGCUCGUCCCGCCGUUGUGAAACGGAGUGAGGGACUGCGCGUCGGAGCCGCGGGGCCGCUUCGCCUGCCGCCGCACAGGCCCCACGUGAAAGGAUACAUGUUCACUUCAAGCAGAAAAAAGCAUGUUCCCAAAUUCCUCCAACCUGGGUCGUCCACCCUUCCCUCCAAAACAGCAACAACAGAGUCAUGGCUUCAAUGAGCUUCCUCUAAAUACACCAUUCACUCUUAUCACUCACAGGCCUAUUACUGAUACUCAUCUUAGUUAUCAGAAUGCAGUUCUUUCCAGGACUGUUUUGAGUGGGAGCGUAGCGACUGUUCCAGUUGUUACAUUGCCAUCAAUGAGUUGUGGAAAUGAUAGUCCAGCACAUAGAUCUGAUACCCAUAUCGUGUUCCAAGGAAGAAAGAGACCAAGUGGACAAAGUGGUCCACCUGAUAUCAAACGGCAGCGGUUUCAUUCGCAGUAUUCAGAAGCAGUGCCUUUACCAGAAGAACAUAGAUACUCUUUCCUGGUAUCAGCUCUAUCUCCACCAUUCCCUAAGUAUUGGGUACCAGAUUUAACUGCAUGCGUCCCUCCACUGCAAGAAACUUUGUUUCCAGACCUUCCAGAAACUGUGCUUCCUGUGGCCAAAGAUGAGUUAAGUCAACAGAUUUUGGAGUUGUUUAAAGCAUGUCAGCAGCAGACCUGUGAUUUGAAGAGGAAAGAGCUUUGCAGAGCAGAACUCCAGAGGGAAAUUCAGCAAAUUUUUCCACACAGCAGACUCUUUUUGGUUGGGUCCUCACUCAAUGGAUUUGGCACUCGUAGCAGUGAUGGUGACUUGUGUCUGGUGAUUAAAGAACAACCAGUAAAUCAGAAGACUGAAGCAAGGCAUAUACUCAGCUUAGUCCAUAAACACUUCAGUACUAAACUUUCAGGCUACAUUGAGAGACCUCAGCUGAUUCGAGCAAAAGUGCCAAUAGUGAAGUUCAGGGAUAAAGUCAGCUGUGUGGAGUUUGACUUGAAUGUAAACAAUAUUGUAGGAAUAAGAAAUACAUUCCUUCUGAGAACCUAUGCAUACGUUGAGAAUCGAGUUCGUCCGUUAGUACUUGUUGUUAAGAAGUGGGCAAGUUUUCAUAAAAUAAAUGAUGCCAGUCGUGGUACUUUAAACAGCUAUAGCCUUGUGUUGAUGGUUUUGCACUAUUUACAGACCCUACCUGAACCCAUCCUUCCAUCCCUCCAAAAAAAUUACCCAGAAUCUUUUGAUCCUUCUAUGCAGCUGCAGUUUGUUCAUCGAGCUCCACGUAUCAUUCCCCCUUACCAGUCAAAAAAUGCAUCAAGCCUUGGAGAUUUGCUAAUAGGCUUCUUUGAAUAUUAUGCCACAGAAUUUGAUUGGAGCCAUCAAAUGAUUUCCGUUCGUGAGGCCAAAGCUCUUCCAAGACCGGAUGGUAUUGAAUGGAGAAACAAAUUUAUUUGUGUAGAAGAACCCUUUGAUGGGACAAACACUGCUAGAGCUGUACAUGAAAAGCAGAAAUUCAAUAUUAUCAAAGGUGAAUUUCUGAAGUCUUGGCAGGUAUUACAAGACAAGAAAGACCUGAACUGUAUAUUACCUGUAAGAGCCAUACAGAACAGAUAACCAACUUCUUUCACUUCUUGUUGGAUCCUGCUGAAAUAAGGAACAGUAUCAAAAUCAAGAGGCAAUGAGUUACUCCAAGUUUUCUUACAACAUGUUUUUCUCCAUAAACUUUUGUUAAGGAAAUGUUUAUAAGAAAGAUUGUGUUUUUUAUUAUGAAUAUUUGUUAAUACAGCUGUUCAUUCAAAGAUCAAGCUUUUUGAAAAUGCAUACCUUGUUGAUUUAGAAGAAACUUAAACAAGAAACCACAUGAGUAAGUCCAUUUUAAGGGAAGUAUGGGAACAUACUGACUUGCUGUUACCAUAAUACAUGUAAUCACUAACUCAGACACAUUUAACCACGAAAUGAAGACAUUCAGAGCUAAGCAAUGUGCAAGUCUGACUGUAUCCAUAAGACAUUGCUCAAAGCACCCACCUCUUGAUGGAUUAAAAGACCCUGUGCUUUACCUCUGCUUAAUUGCAGUAAGCACUUGUGCUGCACUUGGCACUUUACAGGUUCAUUUCCCUUUUAUGUGGAACAACAAUUUAUUAAAAUUAAGGUAAUAAGGUAAUAUACAUAAAUGCUUUGUAUUUACAUCAAGGUAGGUAAGAUAUUUUUAGUACUUCCUUUUGUAUUUGAAGUAUUAGUGAUAUCUGCUUUGGAAAUAAAAAAAAACCCAAAAAAAUACAUCAAACAGAACUCUAAACCACAAAUCCACCCAACUCCACAACAAAAAAGCCACCCACAAAAGCACACACCCCUCCCCUACAAAAUAAAACCCAAACCAACCAAAACCAAAACCCCACUGAUACAAUAAGGUGGACAUCUGUGUUGAUUUAUGUAAAUAUUUGUAAAUUGGCCAGCUACAUUAAAUUUAGAUAGGUAGUCGUGAAAAUUUUAGCUUUUCCAAGAAGAAAGUUGAGUCAUCUUUUAGACAUACUGUAGCACAAUUUGUACCUCUCAAUGUUUGUUAUUCAAGGCUAAUUCAUUGUCAAAACUACUUACCAUAGAUGUCAAAUUAAUAUUUUCUUUUUUUAAUUUUAUUAUUUUGUGUAGUGUCUGGUGAAAUAAAAGUUUAUAUGUGGAAGAUGC
Colius striatus (speckled mousebird) is the source of this 2712-nucleotide messenger RNA. RefSeq names its product terminal nucleotidyltransferase 2 (gene TENT2). The record is from RefSeq and is a predicted model, not a curated record. Gene Ontology annotation, cellular component: cytosol. The transcript has 15 exons. Gene Ontology annotation, molecular function: poly(A) RNA polymerase activity. Lineage: Eukaryota; Metazoa; Chordata; Aves; Coliiformes; Coliidae. Bases 157 to 1644 code for a protein of 495 amino acids.